This is a messenger RNA of Aspergillus calidoustus, 7184 nucleotides long. Lineage: Eukaryota; Fungi; Ascomycota; Eurotiomycetes; Eurotiales; Aspergillaceae. The record is from the annotation of a GenBank genome assembly.
AUGGCCUCCACUACCUCCUCUAACUCUACCCUGACCGCCAACUCCAAUGUCACUGAGUCUGCAAUCGACCUUGAUGUCCCCGAGAUAGCCCGCUCGCAGCCCUACUCGGGCGCCAUGAGGGCUCGGACGCAACUUGCCUUGAGUCUCCCGCCCUUGUACAAGCUUAGUGAUAUCUACAAGUCUCUUGCGGACAAAGCCAUUAACUUGGGGCUUGAUGAGGUCUUGGAGUAUUUGGGGGAGAGGCCCUUGAGGGUUGUCACAGUUUGUUCGGGGACUGAGGCGCCGUUGCUGGCGUUGGAGAUGGUCAAGGAUAAUCUGCGGAAACAUUCCAAUAAGAACUUGAACUUCAAACACCUGUUCAGCGCCGAGAUUGUUCCCUUCAAGCAGGCGUAUAUUGAGCGAAACUUUCACCCCCCUCUUCUCUUUCGAGAUGUGGCUGAGCUCAAGGAUAGAGUUGCCCAAACCGCGUAUGGCGCCACCGAGAAGAUUCCCAAAAAUGCAGACAUUCUCAUCGCCGGCUUCGCGUGCGUCGACUUUUCCGUGCUGAACAACCACCGCAAGACCCUCGACGAAAAGGGCGAGUCGGGCGGCACGUUUUGGGGAAUCAUCCGAUACGCAAUGACGUACAGGCCUCGUCUCGUUAUCCUAGAGAACGUGAAAUCUGCCCCGUGGGAAAAGAUCACGAAACACUGGAAUGAGAUUGACUACUUUGCUAUUCGCGCAGACGUCGACACAAAAGCAUACUACCUCCCGCAGACCCGCGAGCGAGUGUACAUGUUCUGCGUCGACAAGCGGCUCAUGGAUGGGAAUGGGCUUUCGGAAGAAGAUAUGCGAGCAUGGACCGAAGUGUUGGCAAAGUUCAAGCGUCCCGCAAGCUCGCCUGCUGGUAUGUUUUUGAUGGAUGUAGAUGACAGGAGACUCGAGCAGAUUGAGCGCGACAUGGCGAUGAAGAUUGCCUCGUCGGCGUCGUCUGCGAGGGCUACAGUUAACUGGGCCAAGUAUCAGGUUAGGCAUCAGAACUAUCGACUUAGCCAGGGCCUUGGACAUCGUCGGCCCGUUAGCAAGUCUCAGGAUGAUGGAACUUGUCGGAUGCCGGACUUCGCGUGGCAAACCUGGGUUAAAUCGUUGCCGGAGCGGGUCUGGGACACGAUUGAUGUCAACUUUUUGAGGAAGCUGGCGGAGGGAUGUGAUAUGAACUACAAAGAGAGAUGCCUGGAGCUAUCGCAAGGGAUCGAUCGCGAGAUUGAUUCUCGCGCCUAUGGUAUUGUUGGUUGUAUUACACCCUGUGGCAUCCCAUAUAUGACGACCAGGGGCGGGCCUCUUUGCGGUCUUGAGUCUCUUGGUCUACAAGGCCUACCGCUAGACAGGCUUUUGUUAACGCAAGAGACUCAGCGCGAACUCCAAGACCUCGCUGGAAACGCGAUGAGCUCUCCUGUCGUCGGCGCUGCAAUCCUUUCUGCACUCAUCGUCGGCCAUAAGGUUCUCAAAAAGGGAAAUGUAGCUCAUGCAGCAAAUCCUCGCGCACUCAAACACAAGAUCAUAACUCCCCAAGAGAACACCAUGAUACCGAGCCCCAUGUUGCUAGACUCAAGCACUGCUGUUGAUCUCCCAAAUCUCCGUGUGCGAGCAGCGAGCAGCGCGAGAUAUUGCAUGUGCGAAAGACAGAGUUCGACGCGAGCAGUGAUAUUGAAGUGUACACUAUGCUCGCACACAGCGUGCUCCGAGUGCAGUGGUAACCCCACUCAUGCUUAUGAACGCUGGACUGACUUGGAACGCUCCGCGCCCUUUGAUUUCAUCAGUGAGCUUCGGAGCAUCUUGCCGGCAAGGCUUUUGGUACACAACUUAUCUCGCGAAGAAUGGAAGGCAACAGAAUUGGAUCAUCCUGGUAUACCGCAUAUCUGGGACGACUUUUGGGACGCACUACUUAGAGUGCCUGGUGAUGAACUGCGCUUUUUGGAUGUCAAACGAGGUGAAGUUUGGACUGCUGUAUACGGCGGCAAGUAUUCUUUUUUGAACCUCGUCAUUGGACGGGAUGAUAUUGUUUGGCAGCUUUUUGCAAAGCCACAUGAGUCGUAUCCUGCUAUUAGUCUGAUCCGCGAGAUUUUGUCAAAGCCGAUUGCCCGUAUGAAGGUGCCGCAAGUUGGAUCACUUUUGGAAGGCACUUGGGAAAUCUGUUCACCCAUUAGCACGCCAACCCCUUUUGCUAUUUCUGGAAGCGGCGACCGGGUUCCUUCCUACGAGGCAAGAUGCGGAUUAGAAUUGGGAGGAUUUCAGGAUUCAAAAGUUUGGACUCACAUCACAGUUCAGGGCCCCUUGGAAUCGAUCAAGUACUUGGAGUUUGACAUCCGGGGUACCUAUGAGCUUCUUCAGGAUUGUGGCACAGCUAACGCCUGUCUUCACAAGAGGCCAGCAGCCAGCGGGCAGCCGGCUAUGUACCUGUUCUUGGAUCCGACCAAGCUGGGAGAGCCGAAGCUUGAUGCGUUUGUCUUUUCCCUUGAGCAUCGACGCAACCAGGGUUAUGGGAGCCGUUCAACCAUUGCUGAGAUCACGCACACGUGGCGGUCGUCGAAUGUCUCAGAGAGGUCAAUUAUAGUAAAAGUUUAUCAUCGGAAGUGGUUGCCUGUCGAAGAUGCCACUCUGCGCUGCUAUGGUGGCGAUGUUGACGAGCCGAUUAGGUGCUACAAUUUGGACCCCGAUGCCUCAUUUUGCAUUAACAAAGAUAAAUGCCAUGACACCAAUAUCACGUUGAUGUCCUUUGAGGGACCGGUAGGUGUCAUUGACACGCCACCUGAUUCCGCCGAAUGGACUGUCACAGACCCAACAGAUGCCUCUGGCCUGUUGCGAGACCAUGCAUGGCUGUUGCAGAAAGCCGCUGCGCAUUCAUGGUUUGGGGACUGGAAGCAAGUUGCCCAGGAUGAGCUCAAGCUGGAGCAAUGCUACAGUUGCGUACCAGAAAAGCCAAAGAUCAUUUGGGGCCGGAAUCGGAGAGGAUGGCUGAGGGCAUAUGAAGAUCCGUAUGGAGCAGCUAGAUACGAACGCCAGGUCAAACUGCGACCUCCGCCAUUUUUGAUAUGCCGCCGCACUGGCGAGCAGCGUCUCGGAGAUUUUCGUAUCACGCUCAAUAUCCAAACGCUGCUGCACCAGGCUAUCUCGAAACUAGUCAACUCGUGUGUCGACAGCUGUUCUCUUCAUUGGCGACUUGUGCCGAACUCAUAUGACACAAGGAACAUGGUCUUUCCUAAAUUCGUCUUAAGGAACAACAAGCAGGAUCUGCCAAGCUCACAGCCGCCCAGAUUUCUGCUGGAACUGCGGCCAGAGCAGCUGCGUUCUCUGUCAUGGAUGGCAAACCAAGAAGCUGACGACAUUGAGCCUUUCACUGAGGAAGAGAUUGAAGAGGCGCUUUUGCCAACCCUGAUGUGGCGUGCAGAAGGAAGAGUCGCCGCUUCAAAGACUGUACGAGGAGGCAUCCUGGCGGACGAUGUCGGUUACGGGAAAACAGCCAUCGUUCUAGGGUUGAUCGACUCGCAGUACGGAAAAUUCAAGUUCGACACAGCUGUUUCUCUGAAUGACGAAGGAUUUAUUCCUAGUGAUGCGACCCUCAUUGUUGUCCCAUCUAUCAUGCUCCAGCAAUGGCAGUCGGAAAUCGCCAAAUUUCUAGGAGACAAGUACAGAGUCCUCGUCUUCCCCUCCGCCGCAGCAUUGGCAAAGACGACCAUUGCAGACAUCAGAGAUUCCGACAUCAUUCUAGUCUCAUGGUCUGUCUUCAACACCCCGGCAUAUUAUCAACGUAUGCAAAAGUUCUGUGGCGCCUCUCGUGUUCCAUCGAAGCCGGGUAGAUAUUUUGACGACUGGUUCCUGAAUGCACAUCAAUUGAUGAAAGACCAGGUCCAGAUACUGGCGGAACAAGGCCCGGCAGCUUUUCUCAACAGUUUGCGGGCCGCACGCGAUAAGGUCAAACCCGUGGAAGAGGACUGUAUCUAUGUUCCGUCGAGACGGCUGAGAGGGAAGCAGUACGAGCUGGCACAAGGAGAUAAGAAUAAAGAAGCGUCGACUGGCGUAUCGUAUGCGGAUGUGUCUAGUGAUGAUGAAAAUUCUGAAAUGAGCGAUGAGGACGAUCCAAACUCUCUUGCCGACAGAGUUCACAAGAACCUGGAGCUCGCACCACCGAAGUCAUUUGGGAUCAAACACGAAGAAGUGGAGGGGGGCUUGGACGCAUACUCGACCGACGAAGACACCGAAUGUGACACAAUUUCAUCGGAGAGAUGCCACCCACGCACUCAGCAGAAAGGAAACAGCAGGAAACGGAAGUCCGGUCAAGCCACCCCAGGAAGCAAGCGCCAGAGCACUUGGAACGACAGGAAGCAGUUUAGCAUAGACAAGAACGCGGAAUCCCAACAAUGGGAGACCCUCACAGCGGCCUUCUUCCAUGCCUUCGAGUUCAAUCGGCUGGUAGUCGAUGAGUUCACAUAUGCAAACACAGACAGACUAAGCCAGUUACUUUCAUUGCGGGCUCACUCCAAGUGGGUCCUCUCUGGCACGCCACCACUCAAUGACUUUGCAGACGUGAACACUAUUGCCCCGUUUCUAGGUGUACAUCUUGGAGUUGACGAUGAUGGCGAUAUACACUCGCAGAAUAGACGGCUGAAAUCCCUCCAUAGGCAGCGCUCUGAGGCGGAGACGUUUCAGUCUUUUCAGUCUACCCGGAGCGAAGCAUGGCACAGGCGUCGACACGAGGUUGCUCAAAUCUUCCUAGACCGAUUUGCGCGGCGAAAUGUUGCGGAGAUUGACGAGAUUCCGUCAACUGAGCAUAUCAUUCUUGUCGAGCAAUCGCCCGCAGAGAAGGUCGUCUAUCUUGAGUUGUAUAAGCAGCUGAUGACAUACAAUCGGCAACUUCGUCGCAGCGGUGGCCGAGGGCGAUUCGGCAGCGACCAGGCAGACCGGCUCGAUGAGAUUAUCGAAAGCAGUUCAACGGCAGAAGAGGCCCUGCUGAAGCGCUGCACGUCUCUUGCGCUCCAGGGACGUUGGAAUGGAGAUGGCCAACCGGAAGCGGCUACCUGCCAAUCCCUUAUCAACGUUCGCUUGGAGCAGCUGGCGAAGCUGAAGGAUGAGUUCAAAGACAGGGUCAAGUUGGCUGCCUGGGUUUACAACGCAUGUGAUGUGAAAUAUGAAAAGUUCCACAAGUUCAUUGAAAGUGUGGUUCGACACGACUUUGGUGAUAUGCUAGUGACAGAGGAAGCGUACCCUCUCAUCAAGGACGCCAUCUUCAAGUCACAUAGAGAUGACUGGAAGCUGUUCUUCGCGAGUCUGCACGGCCAUGCCAAUGUCGAAAUCGAAGGCGAUGAUGCUGAAGAGACCAGCUCUAACCAAGCCAAAAGGAAGUCGAAAGAUACCCUUCCUCUGCCCAUGAAACCAACGCGGGUUGGGGAGUUCGAACCGAUGCUCCGAGAAGUCACAACCACGAUCCGCAACCUAAUAGUCGAAUGGGUUCUCCGUGAGCGAGCACUGCGCUUCCUUGGAACUGCUCUGCAGGUACAGACGGGAUCGCAGAAGAGCUUCCCCUGCCAUCGCUGCCUGGGUCGGCCUGAAUCGCUAGCCAAGAUGAAUAUCCUCGGCUCGUGCGGCCACGCAUUGUGCUCGAACUGUACGCCGAUAACAAUCGAAAAAGAAGAAUGUGCGGUCAUAGGAUGCCGGGGUUCUGGAAAGAAAUUCAACGUCAUCAAUGCCAUGACCUUCAGCCCAAAUGAUCUGGGCGGAGACAGAAACAUGGACCAGAGCUCCAGAUACGGUGGCACUAAGCUCGACGCCCUCGUCAAUAUCAUUCAAAACAGAGUUCCAGUUGAUGAGCGCGUUCUCCUCUUCAUCCAGUUCCCCGACUUGAUGCAGAUAGCAUCCAAAGCACUGGACCUGGCCAGAAUCAAACACAUAACCAUCUUCUCUACCGACCGCCAGUCAACCCAGAAGAUCGAGCAAUUCCAGAAGACCAGUUUCGGGGAGAACAAAGUCCUCUUGUUGAACCUGGGCAGUGAGAUGGCAGCGGGACUAAACCUCCAAUACGCGAACCAUAUCAUCUUUCUCUCCCCCCUCCUAACCCAAACCCAAUACGACUAUGAGUCGUCCAUGAUCCAAGCUAUCGGCCGAUGCCGACGAUACGGACAAAGCAGACACGUCCACGUUCACCAUCUGCUCGCGAAGAUGACGAUCGAUGUGAAUAUCUUCCAGGAUAGGAGGGACAAAGUGGUUGUUGAGAGAGGUGGAGAAGCGGUCUUGGUGUCGGCUGAGGAGGCGUCGAAAUCAGAGGCGAUCAGCUGCCAGGGUCCGGAGCUGGUUGUUGAUAAUGCGUUCUGAGUGCUGAAGGGUGUCGGAGAAGUCGGAGGAGAACUAAGAUUUGUAUUGUAUGUAAGAGUAGAUGGGAAUAACUCUGCGGAAACUGUGUCAUUUGAGCAUCAAUAGAUUCAAUUCAAUGUUCAAUAUGAAAGGAUAAAGUGCAUUGGGUACUAAACCUUCUAUCGAAGCUCCUGGUCUUGGUAUCUUCUCUUCUCUUCUUUGCGUACAAGCAAGACCAGAACCAACAUACUAUACAUACAUAACCGGCACCCUGUAGCCUCGUCCGUCAACCAGCUCAGGAUGGGAAGACGGGGAGAGGAAAAACGUGACAAAGGCGGAAAAUAAACGGAACCAACACCGAACAACGACAUGGAAGCUAUAUUCUCUCUUUUCUCUUGCCUAUUAUUCGAAAUAAAUCGUCUAUUGCGCAGCCUGCGCCGCCUCGCCAUCCAACGCCCCAUCCUUCCUCAUCAUCGUCGCGGGAUCCCAAACGGGGUUCUUCAGACUGGUAAGACCAGCGCUGUUCUCGCACGUAUCUCUUCCGCUGAGUGGCCCGGGGGCAGGGAUCUUGACUGGGCCAGAGGUAGCGGUCACGGACUCCUUGAGCGCGGUGAGAAGGGUCUUGAUGGACUCCGGGGUGAGAUCCUCGUAGUAGUCGUCGUUGAUCUGGACCAUGGGCGCGUUGACGCAGGCGCCUAGGCACUCGACUUCGAUGAAUGUGAACAGGCCGUCUUCGGUUGUGUGGCCCGGGGUGAUGCCGAGGUGUUCUGUGAUGGCUUGGACGAUCUUGUCGCUGCCGCAGCCGCCGAGUUGGCAGGGUGUCUAUACACAUGUAUCCUGUUAGUUUCCAAAUACCCAAG